Messenger RNA from Larimichthys crocea (large yellow croaker), 3871 nucleotides. It is a transcript of the gene ankdd1a, whose product is annotated as ankyrin repeat and death domain containing 1A. Gene Ontology annotation, cellular component: nucleus. Bases 241 to 1767 code for a protein of 508 amino acids. Gene Ontology annotation, biological process: signal transduction. Lineage: Eukaryota; Metazoa; Chordata; Actinopteri; Sciaenidae. Gene Ontology annotation, molecular function: protein binding. The transcript has 15 exons. The record is from RefSeq and is a predicted model, not a curated record.
UGUAAUUGCUCAAAAUGUUUUAACUAUAGCUGUAAGUUAGCGAAGAAAUCUUAUUUUGAAGGUCCUGACCGGAAGUUAGUGUGUUUCAUGUCUGAUUGUGUGUGGCUUGACCAGAAAUAAGUGUUUAGCGGGCAGGCAGGGCGUCCAGCCUCUCCUCCUCUCCUCUCCUCGGCUAAGGAAUGGACGGCAGUCCGGCGAUGUGAGCGCUGUCCGGACAGCAGAGGCUCACACGGCGCCAAGAUGGAGGACGGGCUGGUGUCGGAGGACGAUAUCUUGCUGUGGUCAGAAAAGGAACUCCAUGAUGCUGCAAAGAGGAACGACACAGAGAAAAUUAAGGAACUGAUCAAGAAGGGUGUAGAUGUCAAGGCCAAGAAUAAAGUCGACCGUAAAGCACUGCACUGGGCAGCAGGAGCUGGAUGUGAACAGGCUCUACGUCUCCUCCUGGUCCAUGACACUGAAGUUGAUGAGACAGACUCUUUUGGCAUGAAUGCUCUUCUUCUGGCGUCCUGGUUUGGUCACCUAAAAAUCUUGCAGGUCCUCGUGUCGUGUGGAGCAAAGCUCAACUGUAAAAACAAAGAUGGUCUGAGUAUGCUGCACUGUGCUGCUCAGCGAGGCCACAUCAACUUAUUGGAGUUCAUCAUGGAGGACCUGGAAGACAUCUGUCUGGACAGAGUUGACAAGUCAGGGAAGGCUGCACUUCACCUGGCUGCUGAACAUGGACAACCUAAAGUGGUGGAGUUUCUGAUUGGAAUGGGCUGCACACAUGGUUUGAAGGACAAGGAAGAGAACACAGCCCUACAUCUAGCAGCAAGGAGCGGCCACACUGACGUCCUGCAGAAGAUCAUUGAGACCGGAAUCAACAUCGAUGAGAGGAAUCUAGAUGGUCUCACAGCAUUGCACCUGGCAGCUUCUGGAGGUCACUAUGAAUGUGUCAAACUGCUGCUGGAGUCCGGCUGUAAUGUCAACGCGCAGACGAGUAACAACAUGAGCGCUCUGCAUUAUGUGGCACAGCAUGGCUUUGAGAGAGAGGCCAGUUUGCUGCUGGAGGCAGGAAUCAACAUAGAUGCUGUAAACAAUCAACACAACACAGCACUGCACCUAGCUGUGUUCAGCAAUCACACAGAGGUUGUACGGCUGCUUGUAGAUGCUGACUGCGACCUGGACAUCACUGACAGUAGACAACAGACUGCUCUGCACAUAGCAGCAGAGCAUGGUUGGCAGGACACGGCUGAGAUGAUGCUGAUCUCUGAAGUUAAUCUCAGUCUGACUGACAAGCAGGGCAAGACGUGUCUGGAGGUGGCAGCGAGAGGAAACCAUGUGAUCCUGGUUGACAUGAUCAUCAAAGCUGACCGUUUUUAUAAAUGGGAGAAGGAUCACAUGGGAGGCGAGCAGAACACCUGGGUAGGCAGACCUCUGAGCUUCAAGCAGGACCACCAGGCAGAAACACAGCACCUUCGCUCUGUCCUGUGGAGACUGGCCAGUAAGCACCUGUGCCGUGGGGAAUGGAAGAUUCUGGCACAACACUGGGACUUCAGCGACGCACAUAUACGAGCUAUAGAACAGCAGUGGACAGACAUGAAGAGCUUCAAAGAGCACGGUCACCGGAUGCUGUUAAUCUGGCUUCAUGGAGUGGUGGUGGCGGGGGAGAACCCGAUCAAAGGCCUCUACGAGGGGCUGGUGGAAAUCUCACGGACAGACUUGGCAGAGUGCAUCCGGCAGAAGGCAAAUGCAGAAACCAGCUCUCCCAAAAUGUGCUCUGCAAUGUGACCAAUACCGAGUGCCAGCGAAGGUUUCAGUUCACAUCAAACUCUGUUCAGCUGGAAAUGUCCAGCGUCGAGCCGCAAACAGACAUUGUACUGUCCAUAGCAUGUGUGUCUACAUAUCACACACUGAAUGGACUGUGAUCGCUCUGAAUUUCUUUUUUUUUAAUUUUCUUUUAGCGUUGGAGAAAAAGAUAUUGCAUUAAUUAUUACCAUUCUUAUUAGAAAUGAUUCAAUAUGAAUUGAAUGAACACUCUUAAUGCAUGCAGUACUUCCACAAAGGGCUUUUUAGCACAUCAUGACUUCCUGUCAUUCAUCAUAAUAAUGUAUAAUAAUACAUUAUUAUUAGUGCUUAAAGCUGCACUCAGUGAUGAACUUCACCAGUUUGACCACUGCGGUGUUUCUGCAGUCUCUAUGUAUUAGGCCAUGGUGAGUGUCUGCCUGCAGUAGAAGGUGAUCAGAAGCACACUCAGCACUUUAUCAACACAGUGCAACACGAAGUACUCGGGUAACAAAAAAGUAAAGAAAAAGCAACUCAAUGAUAAACUGAGUGAACUGAAGACAAUCCAUUGAAAGCAUGACUCUGUGCACACAGACACACAGACGUCCAGUGAUGUCAUGCUCAACAAAUCUCUCACACAUUAUCAUGUGGAAAUGUAACAACCAGCAGUCACGGUUUGAUGUGAAGACAGUUACAGCUUCAGUCUAGUCUCAACCUUUCACAGCAGAAGAUUUGUGACAGUAGUGACUUCACAUGUUGGUGCUGUGUGUUUAACACUGAAGGAUAGUAGAGCUGAAGUGAAAUGAUUUAAGAAAUUCAAACUCCAUUAUUAGCAGUUCAUCAGUAGUAUUUUCAUAAGUUUGUAUGUAUUUCAUAUCACUCUUCAUAAUGUCAUAUUUGUAUUGGUUAUCGAUUUGGUAAUGUAUAUUUGAUGUAUUUAUUGCUCAGCUCCAUAUAAACGUUGGUAUUUGGUCACUUUGUAAGAUCACCUUCAGACUCACCUGUGCACAUUCUGUUUCAUUGUUAAGCACUUCACACUGGUGCUAUAGAAAUAAUAAUGCUAUAAUUAAACUUCACUCACAGCUUGUGAUGCAGCUUAGCAGCGGAGCAGCUCUCAUACACAUUAAAUACACUGUACUACUAUGAUAGAAUGAAGCACAUGGAACUUUCCAGAUAAAGCUACCAGCAUCUUUCUUCUUCUUAUUCCUGUUGAUGUGUUCUAUGCAUCGAUGCCCAGUCUGACACACCAGUGGUCUUGUGUGUGUUUGUGGGAGGCAGGACUUCAGGCUCUGCACUCUGUCUUCAUGGCCUUCAAAAUGUUUGACUCAUUACAUUUCAGUGGUGUAAUGACUACAUACCAUUAGGACCAGCAACAUGAGCAGAUGAAGCUCAGUUUGUUAUCUAAAGCACAACUGGAAGAGAAAAGACAGCUCUGUGUUGACAUUAUAAACAGAGUUUAAUCGAGCUGAAAUAAUUAGAACAGGGUUUUUGUUUUCUCUUUUGAGUGUAGUGCCACUGAAGAGGGUUUGGAAUCAGCCUGAUGUUUCCAUGGAUAUUCUUCAUUUCUCAGUUUUGCUUUGAUCAGAACAAACAUUACUGUAUAUUAUGUAUAUUAAUAUGUGUAUUACUAUGGGAACAGUGUUGUAGGGCUUUACACAUGAUGUAUUUCCAUUUCUACUUGAUUUUUGUGAGUCACUAAAGAUGCAUUUUAAUGCUUGGUGUAAUUAUGGUUAAUGGUGUAUAAAAUAAUUACUAUACUAUUUUUGCAUGAAGUGAAUACAUGCCUGAGUACUUUUACAAAGUAAUGACACUAGUUUUUGUAAUGAUCUGUAUGACAGACCAUGUUUUGUACCAUGUUAAACUAUAAAGAGCAGAGUGAGUGUGUGCUGAGUUCUAAAUGUGUGGAGGUGUGCUAGAAAUAGAAGUUGUGUUUGCACGAGCCUGGCCGGUUCUUAAUCAGAGAUGGUUGAUUGUUUUUCAAAAUCAAUCAGAUAAAUUUUUUUUUCUGCAUCCAUGCAAAUGUAUUUUGUAGAAUUAAUGUAUAAACAUGUAUAAAGUUCAACUAUGUACAUGUUCAUGACACCAAUAAAAAGUUCACUUUGAAAACACA